Messenger RNA from Photinus pyralis (common eastern firefly), 1176 nucleotides. RefSeq names its product DNA-directed RNA polymerase I subunit RPA43-like. The record is from RefSeq and is a predicted model, not a curated record. NCBI's taxonomy places the organism in Eukaryota, Metazoa, Arthropoda, Insecta, Coleoptera, Lampyridae. Bases 57 to 1112 code for a protein of 351 amino acids. Gene Ontology annotation, cellular component: RNA polymerase I complex. Gene Ontology annotation, biological process: DNA-templated transcription initiation; DNA-templated transcription. The transcript has 3 exons.
CUCAAAAUGUAAACAAACUAACCUUUAAUUUCACAUGGCUAGAAACACAGGGAAACAUGCACAAAACGCAGCGUAUAAUUAGUUUUCAAAUUGAGUACCUGAAUAGUUUAGUGGCGGAUGAAACCUCCUCCGUAAUUGUGCAAGAACAACAAUAUCACUUGGCUCUUCAUCCGUACCACUUAAACAACAUAAAGCAGUCAAUUAAAGAUCUACUAUCGCAGAAAAUCGCCAGAUACGACCAGAAAUUAGGUGGCAUUUUAUUGGGAUUCGAGAACACCAAGCUGCUAACUGAAGGUGUGAUAAUGAACGACAGCUGCUUUAUUCACAUUGAUGUUAGUGCAAACUUUUUCAUAUUCAAGCCUGAAGUAGGACAGAUUCUUGUGGGUGUUGUAAAUAAAAAAAGUAAGGACCACGUAGGUUGCUUACUCUACAAUACUUUUAACGUAUCCCUCCCGAAACCCGAAGAUCAAGAUGUUGAAAGCUGGUCGGGUACCUACAGUGAGAUAGGUAACGAAAUCAAGUUUAGAAUCACCUUUAUGAAGCUGCAAGCACGCCUGCCGUACAUUCGCGGUCAAUUAAUUGAUGAAGACAGCCCAAAAAGGAAGAAAAACAAAAUUUUAACAGUGGUCGCAGAGGAAACCCCAACAACAUCCAAAAAAAAGAAAAAGAAAAAAGAUGUAGACUUGGAUGAAGAAUAUUUGCCAAACGGAUUUGGGUCAUCUGAAAGCUCAAUAAAAACCGAAAUAAAUGAUACAAGUGUAAAAGAAUCAAAGAAGCGGAAAAGGGAGAGUAUGGAAGAAUCUCCUAAAAAGAAAAAGAAGUUGGAGCAAAUGGAAGAUGGCCAUAAGAAAUCCAAAAGGAAAAAGAGCAUAAAUGAAAAUGAGUUUAACAUAAAUGAAAAACUAAAACAAGAGAAUGAUAGCGAACUCUCAGAUACUCCCAAUUUAGAUAUAGACAUAUCAAUUGAUAAUUUAAUUUCUAAUGAGCUUUCAAACCGGUCACAUAAAAAAAAGAAGAGAAACAAAGGGGAUACACUUGAAGUUGUGGGGGAUGCCGAUAGUUUAGGUCAAAACACUGUAAUAUCUAAAAAGAAAAGGAAGCGCGCAGAUUAAUAUAAAUAUUGGAUAAAUUUAUUGUGUUAUGAAAAAAUUUUAGAAAUAUAUACAAACAUACAUA